AUGAUGUCCCUGCUAGAGAAGGAGGCGCGCGACCCGGUGGAGGUUUUGCGGGUCAAGCUCAAGGACUCGACGUCCACGUCGCUACUCAACUCGCAGCUGCUGCAAGAGAUCAAGGGCGACUACAUGGCCAAGCAGGACAGCACCACGGGGCAGCUGGCAGGCUUCGUGCAGGCCCAAGUGGACGAGAUCGAGCGAGCCAGCGCGUUGCUGGAGCUGGAGACGCCAGUGAAGCAAAUUGUCACGAAUCUCGACGACUUGGGACUGAACUGUCGCCGCAUGAACGAGGAGCUCGGAGAGAAGAAAGUUUCUUCGUCUGGUGUGAGUAUCGCUCGACGGAACUUGAAGGAGCUGGAGCACCAGAUGGUGCUCUACGACGAGCUGCCAAAGAGCGUGCAAGCACUCCACGAUGCCUUAGACGGAGGACUCACGAGCUUCGUGGACGUCUACACCAAGUGGCAGGAAAUCGAUGACUGGAGGCAGAAGAUGCUCCACGAGCUAAGUGUCGCUGCAGUUGAGAAGAGCGACGAACUCGGGAACAGCAAAGCUCAGGCUCGUGUAAUGGCGUCCAUGGGGUCCAGAUUGAGUGCUAUUGAGAGCGUGCAAAGGCGCAUCUACGCUGAAGUAUGGGGAUGCAUGCACCACUGUGUGGAAAUCGCGCAGUAUGGCAAACAGCGACUCACGGACGCGUUCCAAGUGCUUGAUAGGAUGGAAACACGCCGUCUGCGCUUUGUGGACUCGAAGAAGGACGUGUAUCUGGACAACCAGCUGAAGCCUGUGGCUGAAUUCAACAUAACAAUUCGGGAAAGAUGCAGGACUGAGGUCAUGACGUCACUUGCAAAGCGUAUCGAAGGCAUUUUCCGCGCUGCAGAGAGCGAGGCUGAGGCUAGUAACAAAGAUUUGUUCACUCCGGUGCUUGAGGCUGCGACUCAGUUGAUGGUGGACUUGGAAAUCGUGCAAUCCGACGUGGCGCCGUGCUUUCCGAGCGAGAUCGAUGUGGUCCAUUUGUUUACGAGCACAUACAACGCACAACUUGAUAACGAGAUCACCAAGCUCAGCGAGCGACCCGACGUGGGGAUAGCUCAGCGUCUCCAGAUUGUCCAAUGGAUCGACUAUUACAACACGGAAAUCAUCAAGUACAAGCAUUCACGAGCGUCAAUUGUACUGGACAGAACUUCCCAGGAGCUCAUGGAGGGUUAUCUCGACGAGAUUAAGGUUCAAAUCCACACGUGGAUAACCAAUAUCUGGAGACGAGACGAGGAGUGCAUUGUGGGGCCACAAGGAGGGCUGCAGUCAACUCGUCCCAACGACAUUGUGAAUAUACUAAAGUCGCAGAUCUCGAUCGCGCAGGAGUGGCUGAGUGGGCGAUUGGUGGGGUGCGUCGUCGCAGCAUGUCUGCAUGUGCUCAUGGAGGAGUUAAAGAUCCGGUACGACAGCAUCGCUGGUAAACUGGAGACGGUGGAUGCAGAAAUGCUGUGCACCUUCAUCAACGAUGCAGAGAUUCUACAGGCAAAAUGUCCAGAAUUGGUCGAGGAGAUUUCGUUCGCGGAAACGGAUUCGGAAGAGAAAGAGGCGUUCGACACGUUCAUGGGAGACAGUUUGGACACCACGUCAACUGACAUUGUCGCCUUUGCCACGAGCGCUUGUGACCUCAUUGUGAGCAAGAUUUUCCACGAGGUGGAGCAGGACACUACGAAAGUAUGGUUCUCAAAGAAAUGGGACGAAGGAGCUCCAGUGGUUGAGACGCUAUUAGCCACGCUGGACGACUACUAUCCUGACUUGAAAAAGUGGAUCUUCGGCUCCUUUUUCUUCUCCAAAGUCGUUCGUCAGUGCUUGAAUCGGUGCGUAAAAGAAUACUGCGCGAGACUCAUUCAACGCACCCAGCCCUUCUCCAACCCCGUCAGCACAGCUGCUACCGUCGACAACGACUUGCACAACUUUGUUGAGUUCUUCAACAAGUACAGCGCCGACCUCCGUCGCACAGGGAUCCGCUCGGAGGAGGACAUUAAAAGGGAGUUCACCUCAUUGCAAGUGAUUAGCUGCACCUUACGAGGAGAAGCUCCUCCAGACACUAGUCAAGAAACGGGGGAAAUAUUGCGUCAAGUUAUCAAACUGAUCAAAACCACGUCCACGCAAGAAGCGUCGGGGCACAAGGCAAAGGACAAACCGGUGAAGGAAGCAAGUGUUAAGAAGAAGCGCUUUGGUGCCAUCUCGAAAGGCAAGAAGAGCAAGACCAAAGAUAAGGCUGAUGCAGCUAAAGCGGGGGCUUCGGAGGCUGGAAAAGAGUCGAGCUCGCGUGCAAACUCCUUCACUCAGCACGACGAAGACGGCGACAGCUUUACCGUACAGAAACUGGAUAAGGCCUCGUUUUUGGGCAACUGA
Molecule: messenger RNA, 2379 nt
Organism: Phytophthora infestans T30-4
Lineage: Eukaryota; Oomycota; Peronosporomycetes; Peronosporales; Peronosporaceae
Exons: 7
Coding region: 1-2379 (792 amino acids)
Biological process (GO): exocyst localization; exocytosis
Cellular component (GO): exocyst
Molecular function (GO): SNARE binding
Source: RefSeq, a predicted model, not a curated record